UCAUUCGAGUUGGGGGAGGAGGAGGAGGCCAUCGAUAUGGACGCGCCAUUCGAGGACGAGUUUAAGGAGCAGGUCGGACGGUCCAAGGCGGAGAUCGCGGUGAUGGGGAAGGAGUGGGUGGAGGAGGCGGUGGUGCGGGCCAUGAGGGUUGCCAUAAGGGAACAGGUGGUGAAUAUAAUGAUUUUGGUUCUACAGCAUAUUCGUUCGGCCGCCCUACGUUCGGCCGCCCUCCCACAGUUUACUGAUCGUGUUGCCGAUCCCAAUUCCACGCUGUCCCCGGCUGCCGAUCCCAAUUCCACGCUGUCCCCGGCUGCCGAUCCCAAUUCCACGCUGUCCCCGGCUGCCGAUCCCAAUUCCACGCUGUCCCCGGCUGCCGAUCCCAAUUCCACGCUGUCCCCGGCUGCCGCGUCCCCAGCGAAAAAUACAGGCUCCCCGAAGCAGGCAUCUGCAAGCGUGGCGACCGCACAAAUGGCCUGCGAGCGUGGCGACCGCACGAAUGGCCUGCGGGCGUGGCGACCGCGGCCGUGUCAAACUUAUAUAUAG
Molecule: messenger RNA, 543 nt
Organism: Closterium sp. Naga37s-1
Lineage: Eukaryota; Viridiplantae; Streptophyta; Zygnematophyceae; Desmidiales; Closteriaceae
Source: the annotation of a GenBank genome assembly